CACAUGCACUGUGCAGAAUCCUCUGAGUUCCUGGAGUUUGAAAUGGACUUUAAGUGAACAGCGACAAAGGUAGCAGUUGUUAAAUCAGCUGUGUCCAGAACAAACGCUGAGUGGUGCGUGCAUGGGGGACAGCCCGGCUCCAGUCGUCAUCUUGUUCGCAUGACUUCAGUUUGAAUGCCGUGUGAAUACUUUUACAAGCUGCAGAACAACCCUCAAGUAGAACCGCUGGCAGGUGCCAAAAACAGUCAAGGACAGGGAACGAAACUGACCACUUUGCUCGCCUUGGUGACACUGGUGUCCACCUUUGGAUCGUCCUUCCAGUACGGUUACAAUGUCUCCGUGAUCAACUCUCCCGCUCCGUUCAUGCAAAACUUCUACAACCAAACCUACGUGGACAGGUAUGGCACCUACAUGGACAGCAACUUCCAGACGCUGCUCUGGUCUCUCACCGUGUCCAUGUUCCCACUUGGAGGCUUCUUUGGGUCCCUGCUGGUUGGCCCUCUGGUGAACAAUUGUGGCAGAAAGGGCACUUUACUGAUAAAUAAUCUCUUCUCCAUUGUCCCCGCAAUCCUCAUGGGGACCUCAGAAGUGGCAAAGACCUUUGAGGGGAUUAUCCUCUCCCGAAUCAUCAUUGGAAUAAAUGCAGGCCUGUCCUCUAAUGUUGUUCCCAUGUACCUGGGAGAGAUGUCCCCCAAAAAUCUGAGAGGUGCGAUUGGAGUGAUGCCCCAGCUCUUCAUCACCAUCGGGAUACUUGUAGCUCAGAUCCUUGGUCUCAAGAGCAUCCUAGGAAAUCGUGAAGGCUGGCCAGUGUUGCUGGGGUUGACUGGCAUCCCGGCAGUUGUGGAGCUCAUCCUAUUGCCCUUCUUCCCAGAGAGCCCCAGGUACCUCCUGAUACAGAAGGGAGAUGAAGAACAAGCCAGGAAAGCACUGCAGAAGUUGAGAGGCUGGGACAAUGUGGAUGAUGAGAUUGAGGAGAUGUGUCAAGAAGACCAGUCUGAGAAGCAGGAAGGGCGCCUAUCUGUGAUGAACCUCUGCACCUUCCAGGCUCUGCGGUGGCAGCUCAUCUCUAUCAUUGUCAUGAUGAUGGGGCAGCAGCUCUCUGGGGUCAACGCGGUCUUCUACUACGCAGACAGAAUCUUUGAGUCGUCUGGCGUGGAGGUGAACGCAGUGCAGUACGUCACUGUGGGCAUAGGCGCCGUCAACGUGGUCAUGACCUGCCUUGCGGUUUUCAUCAUUGAGAUGGCAGGGAGGAGGAUUCUGCUUCUUGUCGGCUUUGGGAUGUGCUGCAUCUCCUGCGCCGUGCUAACGAUGGCCCUGAACCUCCAGACCAGUGUUCCCUGGAUGCCGUAUAUCAGCAUAGCCAGUGUCAUUGCUUAUAUCAUCGGACAUGCUAUUGGGGCAAGCCCCAUCCCUUUUGUACUGAUCACUGAGAUGUUUCUUCAGUCAUCCCGGCCUGCAGCAUUCAUGGUGGGUGGAUCUGUACACUGGCUCUGCAACUUCACUGUGGGGCUCGUGUUCCUCUAUAUGGAGCAAGCACUUGGGGCUUACAGUUUUCUUGUCUUCUGCGUCAUCUGCCUGGCCACCGGCAUUUACAUCUUCGUUGUUCCUGAAACCAAGAACAAAACCUUCGUGGAGAUCAACCAGAUCAUGGCCAAAAGGAAUGGGGUGGAAGUAGCAAUGGGCAAAGAGGAGCUCAUGGAUAUCAAAGCUAUCCCAGGAACUUGGAAUGAGAAGAAAGAGGUGACCAUGAACAGUAGCCUCUGACCCACCUCAGCAUUUGAUGGACCCUGUGGUGACCAAGGGAUCUCUUCAGUGGGGGAGCAGGUGUCUUACCGGACUUGUGCUUUUCCAUUCAGACUGUCUCUGCACGUCUUCUGCAGUAAGAGUAUGACCAAAGCAGGCAGCGGGCUGUCUCUUUAGCUAUCCCCUGCCAGCACUAGCACAAAUGUUGCUGCUAGUGAAUGAUUUUUGAAAGGUUAAUCUGUUUCCUCUGUGUUUGCAGCUGACUCUGGAGCCCUGAGUCAAACCCUGCAAUGUGUCCAGCCCCUGGGUCCCGAGGCAGCGCUUCCAAGGUGCUAUUUAAACACUGGUUAUCCAUCGUUCCUGUGCAAGAGAAGAAAUAGCAUCCACAUCUCAGAGGCAGGGAAACUGAGGCAAGGACUUGGCCGGUCCAAGUUUACGGAGUGAGUCAGCAGUGCAGCCAGAGUUAGUACUCCAGGAUCCCUGACCCUCAGCCUGUGCUUUGGCCCAUA
Gavialis gangeticus (Gharial) is the source of this 2252-nucleotide messenger RNA. RefSeq names its product solute carrier family 2, facilitated glucose transporter member 5-like. The record is from RefSeq and is a predicted model, not a curated record. Lineage: Eukaryota; Metazoa; Chordata; Crocodylia; Gavialidae. Gene Ontology annotation, biological process: monosaccharide transmembrane transport. Gene Ontology annotation, molecular function: hexose transmembrane transporter activity. Gene Ontology annotation, cellular component: membrane. The coding region runs from base 175 to 1764 and encodes 529 amino acids. The transcript is spliced from 12 exons.